AUGAGUUUCAAAAAAGACACCGGUAUCAUGGAGCUGGGGGAGUGCACCCGAAACCCGGGCUUUCAAGACGUGGAAGGCGACGGGUCAGCAGCGGACACCAUCAGCGCCGACCCCGGGGCGAAGCACCGUGAGUCUACUGAGGUGAAGCUGGAGUCGGACGCGGCCGAGGAGUACACGCAGCUCAAACCCUACGCCGGGAUGCCUAAAGAGGUGCUGCUGCUGUACUCCUCCCAGGCCCGGUACCGGGUGCCCCGUGAGAUCUUGUUCUGGCUGAUGGUGGCCUGCACACUGGCGCUGGUGGCUCUCACCAUCACGGUGAUCGCGUUGUCACCCCGCUGCCUGAGCUGGUGGCAGACCUCCCCGCUGUACCAGGUCUACCCCCGGUCCUUCAGAGACUCAAACGGAGAUGGGAUCGGAGACCUUAAAGGCAUUCAGGAGCAGCUGGAUCAUUUCCAAUACCUGAACAUCAAGUCAGUUUGGAUCAGUCCUUUCUACCGAUCCCCCAUGAAGGAUCUUGGCUAUGAUGUAGAAGAUUUCCGGGACAUUGACCCUGUUUUUGGAACCAUGCAGGACUUUGAUGAACUCCUUGCUGAAAUGCACAGAUUAGGUAUGAAGCUCAUCAUGGAUUUUAUCCCCAAUCACACCAGUGACAAACACCACUGGUUUAACCUGAGCCGCAUUAGAGAUCCACAGUAUGAGGAUUACUACAUCUGGACUGACUGUAAUUCAACUGCACCAAAGCCUAAUAACUGGGUGAGUGUGUUUGGGAACUCGUCAUGGACUUAUGAUGAAGUUAGAGGACAGUGCUACCUGCACCAGUUCCUCAAGGAGCAACCAGACCUGAACUUCAGAAACCCAAACGUCCGCAAAGAGAUUAUUGAUAUCAUUCGAUUCUGGCUGGGGAAGGGAGUGGAUGGUUUCCGAAUGGAUGCAGUGAAGCACCUCCUGGAGGCUGGACACUUGAGGGAUGAACCACAGGUGGACCCAAACAAACCGGCAGAGUCUGUAACUUCAGAGUGGGACCUCUACCAUGACUACACCACCACUCAGUUGGGCUUGCAUGACCUGCUGAGGGGCUGGAGGGCUGAGAUGGACAGCUAUAGCCGUGAGCCUGGCAGAUACAGGUUCAUGGUAACAGAGUCAUAUGAUUAUCAUGAAGUAGACAAGACAAUGAUGUACUACGGGACUCCACUGGUCAAAGAAAGUGACUUCCCCUUUAACUUCUACCUGCUGGAUCUGCCUCAGAACACCAGCGGCUUGUGGGUUCAAGAUCUGGUCCACCUCUGGAUGGGCAACAUGCCCACAGGACAAUGGCCCAACUGGGUGGUAGGGAACCAUGACAAGCCUCGGAUUGCCUCCAGUGCUGGUCAGACCUACAUUCGUGUCAUCAACAUGCUGCUGCUGACCCUUCCUGGUACGCCCACCACGUACUACGGCGAGGAACUUGGCAUGGAGAACAUCAAUGUUACAGAGAGUCAGAUUCAAGACCCUGCUGGCAAAUACAAUGCGAGUGCCAGUCGGGAUCCUCAGCGGUCUCCAAUGCAGUGGAGUGGUGACAUGAAUGCAGGUUUCAACAACAAAACCAACAUCACCUGGUUGCCUGUCCACCCUGACUACAGAAGCAUCAAUGUGGAGGCCCAGAAGAAAGAUGAAGGCUCCGUUUUGUCUCAGUACCGGUUUUUGAGCACCUUGCGUCAGUCAGAGCUCCCUCUUCACCGCGGAUGGUUCUGCUACGUCCACGCCGAUGCCAAUGUCUUCUCUUACCUCAGAGAACUGGAUGGGCUUGACCAAGCUUUCCUCAUGGUGCUUAACUUUGGCAAAGAAUCAGCCAUCACAGAUCUCUCCUCUGUUCGUGAGUUACCUGACAAGCUGAAGGUGCUGAUGAGCACAAACCGGGUCAACAAUGGCAAGGUGUUCCAAAAGUCUCGUAUCAUGACUGAAGCAGGAGAGGGUUUGGUGAUUCAGUAUUCCACCGACACUCGCUUUAAUCCGAACCACCCUGGACAGUGCUACGUCUCUGAAAAGGCCUGCUAUUUGAAUGUCAUGGACAUACUUUAUAAAUGUUAA
Messenger RNA from Scomber scombrus (Atlantic mackerel), 2067 nucleotides. RefSeq names its product solute carrier family 3 member 1 (gene slc3a1). Gene Ontology annotation, biological process: amino acid transport; carbohydrate metabolic process. The transcript is spliced from 10 exons. The record is from RefSeq and is a predicted model, not a curated record. NCBI's taxonomy places the organism in Eukaryota, Metazoa, Chordata, Actinopteri, Scombriformes, Scombridae. The coding region runs from base 1 to 2067 and encodes 688 amino acids.